AUGGUUUAUUUCUUAAACUACAUGCAAGGAAAUUUUAUUAGUCUGGACUCUUUAAGUAUUACAUUGUCGAGUUCACCAAUUGCUUUGGCUUCAUAUAUUUGGAAUAUCAUAUCUGUGGGAACUGAUUUAGAAGAGUACAAUAACCAAUUAUUUGGUGCGCUUCAAAACAUGGAUGAAGAAAAACUAAUCGAUGUUGUUAUGUUAAUGACAAUCUCUCAGAGUACGACAAAUUCCAUCAGAUCUCUCCAACAGUUUGUCCCUAUGCCACUCUACCAGUAUCCUAUAAGCACCAAGGUUCCAUGUUCUUGUCCCAAAUUUACCAAACAAAUAUUUUAUCAAGCCUCUUGGAUAUACAAGGAUAAGUUCACGAAUGUAGUUCAGGCUACCAAUUUUCAAGAAUGGGGACACAGGAUGUUAUUCCAAACGGAUAAGA
This is a messenger RNA of Nicrophorus vespilloides, 433 nucleotides long. Its product is annotated as juvenile hormone epoxide hydrolase-like. The annotation marks the transcript as partial. Lineage: Eukaryota; Metazoa; Arthropoda; Insecta; Coleoptera; Silphidae. The record is from RefSeq and is a predicted model, not a curated record. The transcript is spliced from 3 exons.